This is a messenger RNA of Rhincodon typus (whale shark), 1978 nucleotides long. RefSeq lists its product as uncharacterized. The transcript has 8 exons. The coding region runs from base 284 to 1552 and encodes 422 amino acids. Lineage: Eukaryota; Metazoa; Chordata; Chondrichthyes; Orectolobiformes; Rhincodontidae. The record is from RefSeq and is a predicted model, not a curated record.
UCCACACUGUAGGGAUUCUAUGUUCUUAACUCUUGGAUGUGUAAAAGUAAAGCAAGGGGCUUAUCUCCUAAUUGCAUCAACUGGAGUCUCUGCUAAUAUACAAAUAAUGGCCACGCGGGGAGAUAUUGGAGAUAUUGGCCUGUCCCUGUGGAGAGGUAUCUCAGUUUGAAUCAAUGGGGAUAAAUUUAACUUGGGGAGAAGAACAAAACCAGGUCUUUUGUGACAAUUUCCAGAUGUAUAUUCCUUCCAAUAAUCAAUUUGAUUGAUAACAAUGGAAUGAAUAAUGGACCUGGAGAAAAACAGCCAGGCCUUCCCUCAAGAUGGAUUUGUACUGCGCGUUCCUCUAGAAAGGAAGAAACAUGAAAUGACAAAUUUGGUGGGUGGAAAAUUUUGUUUCUGUUCAACCCUUCAACUUCUGUUUAGAAAGUGCAAGUGGCCUGAGAAAGCAUCUGUUGAACCAACUUAUCGGAAACUACACAAGGUGUACAACUUUGACGAUUACUCUUCGAAAGGAGCUGCCGUCAUUACCAUUAAAAAAUUCCAUCCGAGUCUAAGCUUCAAGGAACAAACUGCGGGGAAUGAAAAUAAUGAGGAAGGAGGAGACGAUUCUGUUCUGAAAAAUCAUGAGUUUUGGGAUUAUGAAAAGCAAAUUGAUCUGGAGUCCUUUAACGCUAACACAUUCUAUCAAAUUCUGCUGAAGCAGUCACUUGCUGUGUCUAUCAGGUUAAGUCAAUAUAAGAAUGAGGUGAAGACAUUAUACCAAAAAAUAGAUAAGGAGACUGCUUCACUCAGGGAACUUUGGAUGGAAAGAAUGCACUUUGCUGGAAGAGCUGUAGUUAGUAACAACAAAGACAUGGAAAUGUAUGAGAAAAUGUGCCUCAAGAUAAGGACAGAGAUUGAGAGGCAAAAGCAUAUUGGGAUGGAGUUUGAGGAGGUUCUGAACAGACAGCUGCAACUACUUCUCAGUGACUGGAGCUGCCGUGAGGAGCAUCACAUCUCCUUCAACACAGUCCUGAGAGAAGCAGUACGGUUGGUGAACGAAAACAUUGUCAACAGCAAGAGGCACAAGAUACUGCCAGGCACCAGAGUUGCUGAGCAGUUCGAAGCAUUGAUAUUACAAAUGUCAGAUGUCAUCACGAGCGAGUGUCAGAGAUUAAAUACUUGGGCUCUUCUAGGGGAUGGAACCGGCACGCAGCUCAUAAGCAAGAAUACAUCUAAAGCACUCUCCAAGGAGGAACUCAUCGGAGCUGAUGGAACAAUCCGAGCAUGUGACCUCCAGUUGGAUCAGCUGACAGGGCUGGUUACUCCAUGUCCUGACACUGUUAUGCUUCUGGCCAACAAAUACUUCAUGUAUGUGCCUGAAGGCUAUUUCCUGCACCCUCAGACUGGCAGGGUGCUCCCUAUCGCUGGCAACGUGUGUUACGAUUCCACAAAGUCCAAGCUUAUCUCACUCACGGACUCAUCAGGUAUGGUUGUGCCUCUCGGAGGUGUUACAGAAUCUUCAAACACUCCCCUGAUAAUUGGGGACAGUUUCUUGGAGCCUCUCAGUUGAAAGUCUACUCGGAUUUCGGGUGCUUAUAUUCAAGGGAAUCGGGUGUUGCCAUGUGCAGGCGGUUAUCAGGCCCUGCUAGAUGCUGUCACUCUGGCCUGUGAGAUCCAAAUGCUGGAAGUGUUGAAAGAAAAUAUGGCAAUGCAGAAGUCAGCAAUGCCUUCCUGUCCUCAGAAGCAGCUGAGCUUGCUAAUGGGUGCAGUGGAUGAUUUAGUGAAGGCACGGGCCAGAAGCUGGGCACACAUCAUUCACACUGCGUACAACUUGCAGAGACAGAGAAAAGAAGCCAGGCAGUUUGCAAACAGUGGUGGAAGCAUAGGGAUGAUCUCAUUUGCUAGCACUGGCCUGCUGAUACCUGCUGUCAUUGGGAUGCAGAUACCUGAUCCUGGAGGUUCUGACCUGGAAGUGCCUAUUUUAGGGGUGGAAAUU